UGCCACACCGAGACGAUCCCGAAAAGGUUUCAUUUUUGACAUCUACCUUUUACCUAUCACCAGCAGCUUUGCAGGAGGAUUUUGCGGCGGAUACAGGUCUAAUCGUGCACCUAUGGGGAUCAGUAAGACGUGCCGAUGGGGCAGUUGGCAUCCAAACAUGACGAGCUGGUCCCUGGCGUUCUCCCUCAUGUCCGCUUCUCAACCAAUGAGGAAGGGCCUCCCAGGUACUCUCCACACCAUUUUGACAGCAGCAGCCAGCAACAAAAUGGUCACCUCCAAAUUCCUCCAACCAUCGUUGUCUCGGAUGUGGAUUCAAGUGCAUCAGGACGCCAGGGCUCGAGGAUUGAGCUGCGGAGAUCUUCCUUAUACAGCACGUUAGACCUGGUGCCACAGCUGGAGCAUUAUGCCGGCACACUGCCACACUUGCAGGCGAGGGGCCGUCCAUCUCUCGAGGCUCUCCGCAGUGCAUUUAAGGUGGAGGCGGGUACAGAGGUCACCACCUCAGACUCUGGAAUCAACAGUCUGCCAGACAGUGGAAAUGAAGAGUCACAAGCUCCCCAGGAGAAAUCUCCGGUUAGAUUUGGCUGGGUGACUGGAGUCAUGGUUCGUUGCAUGCUGAAUAUUUGGGGAGUCAUCCUGUUUCUCCGCCUAUCGUGGAUCACUUCUCAGGCAGGCAUUGUGUUGACCUGGAUUAUUAUCCUGAUGUCUGUGUUAGUGACCUCAGUAACGGCCCUCUCCAUCUCUGCCAUUGCCACCAACGGGAGGGUGUUCUCAGGAGGAGCGUAUUUCAUGAUCUCCCGCUCUCUGGGUCCUGAAAUUGGUGGACCAAUUGGAAUGGUCUUUUCCUUCGCCAACGCUCUGGCCUGUGCGCUCAACACCCUUGGCUUUGCAGAGGUGGUCCGUGAUCUAAUGCAGGAGAUGGGCGUUGUCAUGGUUGACUCAAUCAACGAUGUCCGUAUUGUGGGCGUGAUCACUGUGACUAUUCUUCUGCUCAUUUCAUUUGCUGGAAUGGAGUGGGAGUCUAAAGCCCAGAUUUUGUUUUUUAUAGUUCUCUUGGUCUCGUUUUCCAACUACUUGGUGGGCACAAUCAUCCCGCCCAGCCGAGAGAAACAGUCCCAGGGCAUCUUUAGUUACCACAGUGAGAUCUUCAUAUCGAACCUGAAACCUGACUGGAGAGGUCCUGAAAGCAACUUUUUCCACAUGUUUGCCAUUUUCUUUCCCUCCACCAUUGGCAUCCUGUCUGGAGCCAACAUCUCUGGAGACCUCAAAGACCCUGCUACUGCUAUCCCAAAAGGCACCCUCAUGGCCAUUUUAUGGACUACAUUGAGCUAUCUAGUUAUCUCUGUAACUGUUGCGUCAUGUGUCGUGCGGGACGCCUCUGGGAAUAUAAGUGACAUUUUUACUGGAAACAUCACUGAUGGCUGUGUGGGUCUGGGAUGUAACAUGGGCUGGAACUUCACAGAGUGCAUCCAGUCACAGUCUUGUGAAUACGGUCUGGCAAACAAUUUAAAGGUACUGGGCCAAAUUUCAGGUUUCUACUACCUCAUCACUGCUGGGGUCUUUGCAGCCAGCUUGUCGUCUGCCCUCGGCUUCCUGGUCUCCGGCCCUAAAGUCUUUCAGUGUCUGUGCAAAGACAAUAUCUACCCGUACAUUGGAUUCUUUGCAAAGGGCUAUGGGAAAAAUCAUGAACCAAUCCGGGCCUACAUACUCUGCUACGUCAUUGCUUUGGCCUUCAUUCUCAUUGCUGACCUGAACACCAUCGCAGCCUUGAUCUCCAAUUUCUUCCUGUGUUCCUACAGCCUCAUCAACUUUAGCUGCUUUCACGCUUCAAUCACCAACUCCCCCGGUUGGAGGCCGUCGUUUCACUACUACAGUAAAUGGACAGCUUUGUUUGGAGCCGUGAUCUCAGUCGUUUUGAUGUUCCUGUUUACCUGGUGGGCCGCUCUCACCACCUUCUGCAUCAUCUUCUUUCUCUUUGGAUACGUCAACUACAACAAGCCAAAGGUAAACUGGGGUUCGUCAGUCCAGGCAGGAACAUACAACAUGGCUUUGUCUUACUCCUUCUCUCUGUCUGGUGUCGAUGAUCAUGUCAAGAAUUUUAGACCGCAAUGUCUCGUCCUGACUGGACCGCCAAACCAGCGCCCGGCCCUGGUGGACUUUGUUGGCUCCUUCACCAAGCAUAUAAGCCUCAUGAUCUGUGGAGACAUAAUCACGGAGAGGCAGACUCGGGCGCAGGAUGCCACAGAUUGGUUGGUGAAGUGGAUGAACAAGAGGAAGGUGCGCUCCUUUUACACUCUGUUCACUGCUGAUAGCCUCAGAGUUGGAGCUCGACACCUGCUACAGGCUUCUGGACUUGGCAAGCUGAAGCCCAACACUCUGGUCCUGGGCUUCAAGGCAAACUGGAGGGACAGUUCUCCUGAAAGCAUUGAAGAUUAUAUCAACACCAUAUAUGAUACCUUUGACUCCAAUUACUGUUUGUGUAUCUUGAGGAUGAUGGACGGCCUGGAUAUCUCAGACCUGUUUGAUUUUGAAGUAAACCAGGGCUUUGAACCAGAUGAAUCAGUUGAAAAUGACAACCAGCAAUCUCCUGAGAGGGAAUCAGCUGACGACAUCUCCGAUAAAGGCGACAGUGAUCAGAUCAAGACUGUGUUUCAGAAUGACCAGGGGAAGAAGACCAUCGACGUCUACUGGAUCGCUGACGACGGAGGUUUGACUCUGCUGGUUCCUUACCUGCUCACCAGGAGGAAACGCUGGCACCGCAGUAAGAUCAGGGUCUUCAUCGUAGGAGACGAACAAAACAUGGAGGAAGGCCGCAACGAGAUGAUCGCUCUUCUGAAGAGGUUUCGUUUGGAGUUCAACAACGUUACAGUCAUGACGGACAGCGAGAGGCGUCCACACACCAAGAACCUGAGUAGGUUUGUGGACAGUGUCGCCCCCUUCAUGCUACAUGAUGAACAGCAGGAAGUGGCACAAAGUGCCCCAUGGAAGAUAUCAGACAAAGAGUUUGAGGCCUUUAAACUUAAGUCUGAGAGAAAAGUAAGACUGAAUGAAAUUAUCCGGAGGAAUUCUCAACAUGCUGCUCUUGUGCUUGUGAGUCUUCCUGUGCCACACAGCGAUUGCCCCAGUGCUCUGUACAUGGCCUGGCUGGAUACUCUGACCUGUGGCCUCCACUGCCCCGUGGUGCUGAUACGAGGGAACCAGCAGAACGUGAUCACUUUCUACUGCUAGUGCAUCCUGUCUUGGACACUAAAUUAAGCCACACAAACCUAAUAAGUAAACGCAUACUAUGCUGUCCUGGGUUGUUCACAGGUUCUGCAACAACCAGUAUGUGUUCAUCCGCAGCUGCAGACACUGUAAAUCUGAAGGCACCAAAAACCAACGUGAGAUGUCUUACUCGGGGUGUUAAGUCACCUCCAGGACAGCUUCAUUGCUCCUUGACAUAAAUACUACAGCUUUCUAAAGGGGUGAACACCAUCUUUCAAAAGAUAUGGCCUCAUUUGAUGCUGUCGAACAUGUUGUUCCACAAUCCUUCGUUAAUGUUCAGUUGGCUGGAGAUCUUUUGACUGUGAAGAUCUUAGCAUAUGAGCUAUAGCUUAAAUUGUGUCAUUUAUUACACCCGUAUGCCCCGAGCACAAAAUAUGUCUUUGUUAUGCUUCUCUAGUCGUGUAUCCUUCUAAUAAUUCUUUUAAUUUAUUUUUUACUGGGAAAACUAUCCUUGUAGCCGAGAAGAACACUUAAUUAAAUGGUUGUCAUUACUAUCUUUCUGGUAGAACUCAGGCAGUAGUUCCCAAAGGUUCCAUAUCAAGUGCUCUUAAGGUUUGUAUAGGUGUCCCACAGGGGUCUAUUCUUGGUCCGCUGUGUUUUGAGAAAUGAACUUCUCAAAAUGUGCUUGUUUCUGUGAGAUUAGUGCUAUUUACUAAGCUUGACAUACUUAUCAGUAUAAUAUAUUAGAAUUUUUGGUAAAUAAAAUGUCCGCCACUUUAUUUGAACAUGUUAUGAGUAUAAAAUGUAUGCUAUAAAGUGCUCUCCUACAAUAAAACGGAAACUAGAAUUACCGCCUUGCAGUUGUAUGCCGCAGCCAACCAGUCAUGUUGCAGUUUACAUCCAUGUCUGUCCAAAAUGUCAUCACUUCAUCGUUUUAUCUAAUUAGACAUUUGUGUGAAAUUGUCAUAUUUAGCGUAUGAAUUUUUAAGUAUUGACCAAAAACCUGUUUUGUGAGGUCACGGUGACCUUUGACCACCAAAUUCUAAUCGGGUCAUCCUUGAGUC
Cottoperca gobio is the source of this 4268-nucleotide messenger RNA. Its product is annotated as solute carrier family 12 member 3-like. Gene Ontology annotation, biological process: cell volume homeostasis; potassium ion import across plasma membrane; chloride transmembrane transport. Gene Ontology annotation, molecular function: sodium:potassium:chloride symporter activity. The record is from RefSeq and is a predicted model, not a curated record. The coding region runs from base 136 to 3228 and encodes 1030 amino acids. The transcript is spliced from 28 exons. Lineage: Eukaryota; Metazoa; Chordata; Actinopteri; Perciformes; Bovichtidae. Gene Ontology annotation, cellular component: apical plasma membrane.